AUGGACGAGGAUCAGGCUCCCUCGCGCAUCGUGCCCUCAGAGGCACCCAAGAAGACUUUAGGCGAUCGCGUGCGGAUCCUCAAGCACACGUUUCUGACGAAAGAUGGACUUCUUGGAGACUACGACUAUGCCUUUCUGUUUCGCCCCAACCUGCCCUUCAUGAAGAAGCCGCGCAAGCUCGCGCCAUUCUUCGGGCUCAAUGAUAGGUUGCCCGUCUUUCUGGCGCUGCUUCUCGGGCUUCAGCAUGCGCUCGCUAUGCUUGCGGGCAUCAUAACCCCCCGAUCAUCCUGGGCGGGGCAGGCGGAGUUAACCUGGAGGGUGAUAUGCAGCAAUCUAGUUUCCACGGCUUUGAUUGUCUCAGGGAUUCUCUCUUUGAUCCAAAUCACCAGGUUUCACAUCUACAAGACUCCGUACUACCUCGGAACCGGCUUGAUCUCCGUUGUCGGUAUUUCAUUCUCCAUCAUACCCGUUGCUCAAGGCGCCUUUGCUCAGAUGUAUGCAAAUGGCUUCUGCCCGACAGCCGAGGAUGGAACGAAAUUGCCCUGCCCUGAUGGUUAUGGCGCUCUGCUGGGAACGUCAGCUGUCUGCGGCUUGGUGACUGGCCCUACUGUGAUGCUCAUCGGUAUCAACCUAAUCUCAUCGGGUUUCAGUAACUGGGCCGGCGGCAGCGGUCUUUGCGCCGAAGCAGAACCCAUCGAUUUCUACGUCUUGUGCCCCGACAUCACAGCACCACAUGGGCUGCCGUGGGGCUCCCCUGAGUUCCUCGGCCUGGGCUUCUCCGUCUUUCUGGCCAUCAUCCUGUGCGAACGCUUUGGCGCCCCCAUCAUGAAGUCGACAUCCGUCAUCAUCGGCCUCCUGACGGGCUGUAUCAUUGCUGCCGCUUGCGGGUACUUUGACCGGUCCGCCAUCGACUCGGCGCCCGCUGCUUCCUUCAUCUGGGUCCACACUUUCAAGCUCCAGGUCUAUGGGCCUCUGGUUCUUCCCAUCAUGGCCGUCUUCAUUAUAUGUGCCUGUGAGGCAAUUGGUGAUAUCUCAGCCACGUGCGACGUCUCCCGUCUCGAGGUCACUGGCGAGAUCUACGAGUCUCGGAUCCAGGGUGGUGUGUUGGCAGAUGGCUGCAAUGGUAUCCUGGCUGCUCUCAUGACCAUCACCCCUGUAUCCACCUUCGCGCAGAAUAACGGCGUCAUUGCGCUUACUCGUUGCGCUAAUCGCACUGCCGGGUAUUGCUGUUGCAUGUUCCUAAUUAUCAUGGGAAUCUUCGCCAAGUUCGCCGCCUCGCUGGUCGCCAUUCCCUCCGCCGUGAUCGGCGGCAUGACUACCUUCCUAUUCUGCGCCGUUGCCGUGUCUGGCAUCGCCAUCAUAACCAAGGGCGUGUCUUUCAAUCGGCGCAACCGCUUCAUCCUAACGGCGGGGCUGGCGCUCGGCUACGGCGCCACACUGGUCCCCACAUACUUCGACCGCGUAUUUAGUUACAAUGGCGAUAACAAGGGACUGCAGGGUUUCCUCGAUGCGAUUGUCCUCAUCAUGGAGACGGGGUUCGCCGUCACAGCUAUCGUGUGUAUAGUGCUCAAUCUGACGCUCGCCGAAGAGGUGGAGGAGACGGAGGAGGGCAUGCCUGACACGGCCAGUCUGAAUGGGCAGAGCUUGGACAGUGAUGAUAUUCGCCCUGCUGGCGCAAGUCGGAUGGAAGAAAAGGUGUAA
Messenger RNA from Pseudomassariella vexata, 1701 nucleotides. Its product is annotated as permease family-domain-containing protein. The coding region runs from base 1 to 1701 and encodes 566 amino acids. NCBI's taxonomy places the organism in Eukaryota, Fungi, Ascomycota, Sordariomycetes, Amphisphaeriales, Pseudomassariaceae. Gene Ontology annotation, biological process: xanthine transport; transmembrane transport. The record is from RefSeq and is a predicted model, not a curated record. Gene Ontology annotation, molecular function: xanthine transmembrane transporter activity. Gene Ontology annotation, cellular component: membrane; fungal-type vacuole. The transcript is spliced from 5 exons.